Oncorhynchus masou masou (cherry salmon) is the source of this 6588-nucleotide messenger RNA. RefSeq names its product lysine-specific demethylase 2B-like. The transcript has 21 exons. NCBI's taxonomy places the organism in Eukaryota, Metazoa, Chordata, Actinopteri, Salmoniformes, Salmonidae. The coding region runs from base 268 to 4413 and encodes 1381 amino acids. Gene Ontology annotation, molecular function: zinc ion binding; histone demethylase activity; transcription coregulator activity. Gene Ontology annotation, biological process: protein demethylation; regulation of transcription by RNA polymerase II. The record is from RefSeq and is a predicted model, not a curated record.
CCAAAAUGGCAUAUCAGGAAGAAUACGCUAAUUCAAUCGCAGAUUACGUUAAGUAAUGUGCAUUAAGUCAUUUUAGAGCAACAGAAAAUUAGUCAACAGUCGGUGGUUAUAUUUGCAUGUUUUGUUAAAAAGUUUGGAUUUCAGUAAACAAAUAAAGGCAAUACAGAGGACAAACAGGCACAACGAUUUUUGAACGAAAAUCGUAUACCACUUUAAGAAGAAAGAUGAGUUUAUAUUAUACAAAUUAAGCGCUCCAUCUGCCGGACAAUGUAUGACGAAAACGAGGACUUCUCUGACGUUGAAGAAAUUGCAAAUGUCAGGGGUUUCAAUUUGGAGGAGAAACUUGUUAGUGACUCAUACAACACACAUUUCGUUCAGUUGAUGGAUGGCAAAGAUUUCACUUAUGAGUAUGUUCAGAGAGAGGCACUUCAGACCCCUCUUAUUUUCAAAGCCAAAGAUGGACUGGGAAUCAGAAUGCCAGACCCGGAGUUCACCGUCAGUGAGAUUAAAGGUUUGGUUGGUAGCCGUCGUGCCGUUGAUGUGAUGGAUGUGAGCACCCAGAAAGGCUCUGAGAUGAGCAUGGCCCAGUUUGUCCGCUACUAUGAGACACCUGAGGAAGAGAGGGACAAACUCUUCAAUGUUAUCAGCCUAGAGUUCAGCCACACCAAACUGGAGAACCUCAUCAAGAGGCCCACUGUGGUGGAUUUAGUGGACUGGGUGGACAACAUGUGGCCCCUAAAACUGAAACGAAGACAAACCGAAGCCACUAAUGUCAUCUCAGAGAUGAAGUACCCCAAAGUACAGAAGUACUGUUUGAUGAGCGUGAAGGGCUGCUAUACUGACUUCCACAUUGAUUUCGGGGGCACGUCUGUGUGGUAUCACGUUUUCAAGGGAGGGAAGGUGUUCUGGCUGGUGCCUCCGACGCCUCAUAACCUUGCCCUGUAUGAGGACUGGGUUCUGUCAGGCAAGCAGAGUGACAUCUUCCUGGGAGACCGUGCAGAUGGCUGCCAGAGGGUGGAGCUGAAACAGGGCUACACCUUCUUCAUCCCCUCUGGCUGGAUUCAUGCAGUCUACACCCCUGAGGACACGCUGGUGUUUGGAGGCAACAUUCUGCACAGCUUUAACAUUCCCAUGCAACUCUCCAUCUAUGAGAUAGAGAAUAGGACUAAGGUUCAUUCCAAGUUCCGCUACCCAUUCUACCAUGAGAUGUGCUGGUAUGUCCUGGAGAGGUACGUGCACUGCCUGACCAAGCGCUCCCAUCUCACUCCGGAGUUCCGCAGAGAGCCUCUGCUAAUCGACUUGGAAACUAAGCUGAGCACAGAGAGCCCCUCCUCUGACUCCCGGAGUCAGGACAUGGACGAGGAGGACUCCUGCGAGACGCAGCAGGGACGGGAUGAACAGGGUGACAGGUCAGCAUUUGAUGAUCCCUGCUCUCCUGAUAACAGGAAGGGUAAAUCCAGCGGCCUUCGACACCUCAAAGCUGCCUUGUCCAAUGAUUCUGAGGACAGCUGCAUCCCCACCUCCACCCAGCCUCCAGAGUUCCCCAAAACCCCCUUUGGCUCACCAGUCUCAGAGUCUCUGAGUAAAUGGACUCAUCUGACUGAGUUUGAACUGAAGGGCCUCAAGGCCCUUGUGGAGAAACUGGAAGCCCUCCCUGAAAAUAAGAAGGGUGUUCCAGAUGGCAUCAAGGACCCCCAGGCCCUGCUGGAGGACAUGAAGGUUGUCUUGAAGGAACAUGAAGAUGAUGACCCCAAAAUGGCUGCCAGUGGAGUACCUGUGGUGUUCUGGCCCAAGAAGUCUGCCAAGCAGCAGCGGCCUCCCAACAGACCCAAACCCAAAAUGGCGGCCUCGUCUCCUGCGGCGGCGGUCAAGCUGUCGGCCAGCCGGAGCACGUCUGGCGCCAGGAGGAGAAGGACGCGUUGUCGGAAGUGUGAGGCUUGCCUGAGGACAGAGUGUGGAGAAUGCCACUUCUGUAAAGACAUGAAGAAGUUCGGAGGACCAGGUCGCAUGAAACAGUCCUGCAUCAUGAGGCAGUGUAUAGCGCCUGUACUGCCCCACACAGCGGUGUGUCUGGUGUGUGGAGAGGCAGGGAAGGAGGACACAGUGGAGGAAGAGGAGGACAAGUUUAACCGCAUGCUCAUGGAGUGCUCCAUCUGCAAUGAGAUAGUCCAUCCUCUCUGCCUCAAGGUGAAAGAUUCUGGUGGAGUUGUAAAUGACGAGUUGCCAAACUGCUGGGAGUGUCCAAAAUGCAACCAUUCAGGGAAGACAGGGAAACAAAAAAGAGGACCAGGGUUCAAGUACGCGUCCAACCUUCCCGGGUCGCUGCUGAAGGACUCACGAUUGAACCGUGACAUCAAGGAAGAGCCCGACCCGCCCAGUCUGCCAACAUCACCCACUGGGACCACGGCAACCGUAGCCACAGUGAAGAGAAAGGCGGAGCGUGAUGACACCCCCAAAACGAAAGCAGAGGAAUCUCCUCCUCUGAAGAAACGUUCUCCCAUGCUGUCUCUGGGCGGGCUGCCCCGACCCAGGCCUGAGGACAACCCUCUGAGGAAGAAGAGGAUGCUGUUCGACAUCAAAGAUGAGGACGAGCCUCCUGUUGUCAAGAAAAAGAAGAAGCCCCCAAAACCUGAUGACCUUUUGAUCCCCAAGCUGUUAAAGACCAUCAAGCAAGAGCAAGUAGAUGAGGACGACGAACACAAAGACCAUGAAGAUGAAGAGGAGGACAGAUGCACAGGGGACAGGGUUGUAACUAAAGGGAAAAGAGAAGAGGAGGAAGAGGAUGGAGAUGAGGAGGAGGAGAAAGAUGGUGGUGUAGAGGACAGUAAAGACGGUACAGUAAAGACUAUGCUGAGUCCACUGCUACGGACGUCUAGAGCCAGAGAGAGUGACCAGUCCUGCUCCAGCUCUCCCCGGGCAGGGCCCAGCAGUGUAGGGUGCGAUGCCCCAGAGAAGACACCUGGCCAGCUGAAGGCACGCAAGCGCCGCCGCCUCCCCAACAAAGAGCUGAGCAAGGAGCUGAGCAAAGAGCUCAAUCUGGAGAUUCAGAAGACCGAGGACUGCCUGGCCAAUCAGAACCGCAGACCACUGAAGAGGGAGGACAGCCCAGCCAAUAACAGCCGUCGACCCUUGAAAACUGAGGACACCUCGACCAAUCCGAACCGCAGACCACCAAAAACAGAGGACUCUCCUGCCAAUCAUAACCGCAGGCCAAUUAAGACUGAGGAUGGUCUAUCCAAUCACAACCGCCGGCCAUUGAGGACUGAGGACUGCUUAGUCAAUCAGAACCACAGGCCAAUGAAGACAGAGCCUGAGAGCGACGGGGAGGAGCCUAAGCCCAAGCGGCCACUCAACAACUGCACCAGUGACCUUGGAGACUGGCUCCACCCCAGGGGGCGGGAAUUAAACGGGACGCCCCGCCAGCUCUCGCCACUGGGGUGGAAUCGCAGCCCUCCGAUCACACCUAUUUGCCCACGCCCUCCUCCCUGCCGCUCACCACCCAAAUGUGUCCAGAUGGAGCGUCACGUGAUCCGGCCGCCUCCCAUCAGCCCCCCGCCAGACAGACUGCCCCUGGAAGACGGACAGACCCACAUGAUGCACAGGGAGGUGUGGAUGGCCGUGUUCGGGCACCUCGCACACAGAGACCUUUGUGUCUGCAUGCGCGUCUGCAAAACCUGGAACAGAUGGUGCUGUGAUAAGAGGCUGUGGACGCGGAUCGAUCUGAACCGCUGUAAGUCCAUCACUCCCCUCAUGCUGAGUGGCAUCAUCCGCAGACAGCCUGUGGCUCUGGACCUCAGCUGGACCAACAUCUCCAAGAAGCAGCUCAGCUGGCUCAUCAACAGGCUGCCAGGUCUGCGGAUGCUGCUGCUCUCAGGCUGCUCCUGGGUGGCUGUGUCUGCCCUCUGCACCGCCAGCUGCCCGCUGCUGAGGACCCUAGAUGUCCAGUGGGUAGAGGGGCUCAAAGACGCCCAGAUGAGGGACCUACUCUCACCCCCCACAGACAACAGACCAGGUCAGCUGGACAACAGGAGUAAGCUGCGGAAUGUGGUGGACCUGCGUCUGGCCGGGCUGGACAUCACAGACACCUCCCUGCGCCUCCUCAUCCGCUACACGCCCCAGCUGACCAGGCUGGACUUGAGCUACUGCAACCACGUCACUGACCAGUCGGUCAACAUCCUGACCACUGCUGGGACCACCACCAGAGACUCGCUCACUGACAUCAACCUCUCUGUGUGCAACAGAGUCACGGACCAGUCGCUGGCCUACUUCAAGCGCUGUGGAAGCAUCUGUCACAUUGACUUGCGCUACUGCAAGCAGGUGACCAAGGAGGGCUGUGAGCGGUUCGUUGCUGAGAUGUCAGUGAGUGUACAGUUUGGACUUGUAGAGGAGAAACUACUGCAGAAACUCUGCUAGCGGGUGAGAGAGACUGCGCUGUAUGCACUCGCUAGUUAGGACACUCUUCAGAAUAAGGAACCGUCAAGGGUGGCGUCAUCGCCAUGGAGAAAGUGUUGCAUUUGACAGAGGACAUUUUUACAAGUGACCGUGGCUCUGAUACUCAUUGAAUGCCUCUUGUGCUGCUGAAACAAUCAUGUUUUCCAAAACAGGAUCUUCAACAUGUAAAAGGCCACCUGGUAUUACUGGACAUUUGACAAAGCAUGUCCCCCCCCCCCCCCCCCCGUUUUGUCUAUGCCAAGAUAUUUAAGUUAUUUUUUUAUUUCUGCAAAUGAACAGGCAGUGUAUGUUCACAACGGUGAAGUUUGACUUCUUUUGUUUAGUAUGUACUGUUGUUGCAGUGCACAGUUUAUGCAUUACACAUCAAUAUUUUUGUAUCAGAAAGUGUUUCAUACUUUUAUGUGCAGGGUUGAAUGCACUGAUUUACAGUACCAUUUUUGAUGGACAGUAUUCAAUCUGUCUCUUGUUUUUUUAUUCUUUAGACUGUAGAUUUAUGCCAAGAGCGGUAGCUCGUUUUCUGUACGGCUGUUUUAUAUGUCAUUUAUUUAAGUGCUGAGGUUCAUUUUUACACGUGUAAUUGUCUGUACAGUUCACAGAUACGUUCUCCUUUUCAUGUUUUACUCAACUUAAAUUUCGAAAUAUUUAGAAAAAAAAUCUAUUUGUACUGUUUGACAAAUAAAUAUUACUGUCCUUUCCAAGGUUUAUCAAGUCCGUAUGAGUAAGGCACCAGUGACUGUUUGUAAGAGGAAGCAUCAUAAGCCUGAUUUAAAGUCUACUACUGCAGACCAAGAAUCUGUCCGUCUUCAUAUACCAGGCCGGUGUGACAUUAUCAUGCUCUGUGUUGUUUUUCUCACAAGGGAUUCCCACACCUAUGGAUGCAAGUUUUAAGUAGACACUUGCUUUUGAAUAAAAACCAAUACAGUAUGUACACUGAGUGUACAAAACAUUAGGAACACCCUCAGAACAGCCUUAGUUUGUCAGGCCAUGGACUCUACGAGCUGUCGAACGCGUUUCACAGGGGUGCUGGCCUAUGUUUUCUCUCAAAUGCUCCCCACAGUUGUGUGAAGUUGGCUGGAUGUUCUUUGGCUGGUGGACCAUUCUUGAUACACACUGGAAACUGGCGUGUGAAAAACCCAGCGCCGUUGCAGUUCUUGACACUCGAACCGGUGCGCCUGGCACCUACUACCAUACCCUGUUCAAAGUAUAGAUGGCUGGCGGCACUUUAAAUGGGGAGGACGGGGCUCAUAGUAAUGGCUGGAACGGAUUAAAUGGAAUGGUAUCAAACAUGAUUCCCAUGUGUUUGAUAGCCAUUCCAUUGACUCCUCCCCGCCCAAGCCUCCUGUGGUUUAAAGGCACUAAAUCUUUUGUCUUGCCCAUUCACCCUCUGUAUGGCACACACACACACGUGUCGAUUGUUUCAAGGCUUAAAAAUCCUUCUUUAACCUGUCUCCUCCCUUCAUCUACACUAAUUGAAGUGGAUUUAAGAAGUGACAUCAAUAAGGGAUCAUAGCUUUCACCUGUAUUCACCUGGUCAGUCUGUUUUGGAGAAGAGCAGGAGUUACUAAUGUUUUGUACAUUCAGUGUAUAUGAUCUACUGGGGUACUGUACGGUCAGUGUCUGACAGGUAACUAACUACUUUAUAUUAUACCUUAAUUACACUGGUCGUAAGUAGUGGCUUUUUUUGUGUAUGCAGGCUAUUAUUAGACUAUAUACACUGAGUGUAUAAAAAAAGGGUAUGUACAGGAAAUGACAAAAGUAUGACUACUAGGGGCUCCUAAUUUAUGUUUUGAUUAGACCUGUCCACAUACAAAAAGGAGAUUUAACUACCAAUCACCAUGUAUUCCCUGUGUGGUUGGGAAAUGUAUUAGUAUAUAAUUGGUUCAACUGUAUAUACUGUAAAUAUUCCACUUAGAGAAACUAGUUUGUGACUUUUGAGUUAUUAAAAACUCAUCCUAAAUACCGAGCUCUCUAUUUUUGGUCACUUUUCCCCCCACAAUCGUCUUAAUUUAUCUUUUUGUUCAUAACCAGUCUGUGCAAUAUGUAAACAAAACAUGUGUGAAAUAUGUUUAAAAUGUCAUACAUUGGAGUAUCUAUGAAUGUUUUUUAGGUUCUGAAAUAAAUACCUUAAACAUCAAA